This is a messenger RNA of Pundamilia nyererei, 790 nucleotides long. It is a transcript of the gene gatd1, whose product is annotated as glutamine amidotransferase class 1 domain containing 1. NCBI's taxonomy places the organism in Eukaryota, Metazoa, Chordata, Actinopteri, Cichliformes, Cichlidae. Gene Ontology annotation, molecular function: glyoxalase III activity. Gene Ontology annotation, cellular component: cytoplasm. The record is from RefSeq and is a predicted model, not a curated record. The transcript has 7 exons. The coding region runs from base 134 to 775 and encodes 213 amino acids.
CCGACUGAACUUUUAUUUUGAAACUUAUAAGCGGAUGUUGUUGUCAGCUGACUGUACACCCUCCUCGCGUAUUUCUUUUGCAUCGUCUCACCCUCAAGGUUUUUCUUUAUAAUUUAAAGCAAAUAUUAUUAAAAUGUCAGCGAAACCAACGUGUUUGAUAGUGGCGAGUGCUUCUUCUCAAGGGGUGUCUGCGAAAUCUUUCCAUCAGUCCUUCAGCCUUUGUAGUCCGGUCUUUAACCUACAGACAGCCACACCAGGGGGGAAGCCAAUAUACUUUGUUGGGGUUGAUGAAAGCACAGCUAGAUGGGUGCAGGACUUCAGUGUGAAACCCUACGCAACACCAGCCAAACUUGAAUCCAUAGAUGGUGCCCGAUACCAGGCACUGCUCAUCCCACACUGCCCUGGAGCGCUGAAUGACCUGGCACACAGCGGCUCUCUGCACCGCAUUCUCGCGCACUUCAUCUCUCAACAAAAGCCGGUGUGUGCAGUGGGACAGGGAGUGUCUGCACUGUGUUGUGCCACUGAGGGACAGAGGUGGAUUUUCAGUGGCUACAGCUUAACAGGGCCUUCAGUGUUUGAACUGGUGCGGGAACCUGAUUUUGCCAACCUGCCCUUGAUUGUAGAAGACUUCGUGAAAGACAGCGGUGGAUCGUACACAGCAAGUCAAGAAGAUGCCAUGCAUGUGGUCGUAGACAGGCACCUCAUAACUGGACAGAACAUGCAGUCAACCUUGCUCGCUGUAAAUAAUCUAAUCCUGCUCUGUAAUGCCAAAUAAAAACCUGAAAUAAUA